Messenger RNA from Colletotrichum acutatum, 4788 nucleotides. RefSeq lists its product as uncharacterized. NCBI's taxonomy places the organism in Eukaryota, Fungi, Ascomycota, Sordariomycetes, Glomerellales, Glomerellaceae. The transcript has 2 exons. Bases 1 to 4788 code for a protein of 1595 amino acids. Gene Ontology annotation, molecular function: GTPase activator activity. The record is from RefSeq and is a predicted model, not a curated record. Gene Ontology annotation, biological process: positive regulation of GTPase activity; negative regulation of TOR signaling; regulation of small GTPase mediated signal transduction. Gene Ontology annotation, cellular component: cytoplasm; TSC1-TSC2 complex; nucleus.
AUGCUCCGUCGCCUAGUCUCGUCCAAAAGCGAUCACCCCGAGUCCGAUCAAACCGACGAGCACAUGUCACCUUCGCCAGGAGAUGCGCCCUCUUCGCCAGACUCGAGUCGCCCGAGCGGCCUGGCGAGCGUUUUCAAGGGUCUGGCCGGCACCAAAUUGACCAAAUCCCCUCCGCCGAGCCUCAAGUCCGCUUCCUCAAUCCUAUCUCCCAUUGCCGACCACGUCAACGCCACUCGAACAACCCUCGCCGGAUGGUCGCCGAACCAUAUGGAGUCCUUGCAGGUGCUGAGAAACGGCAACGGCCCUGUCGGAGAACGUGUUGCUGCUGCCAACUCGCUCAGAUUUGCCGUUGCGGAACACCCCAUGAACCCAGUGCUAGACAUAUGGGAUGUUGCAAAGACAAUGAUUACGUCCAAUAAAUCGGAUGCGGAGCGAAUUGCUGGCUGGGAACUGUUGUCAGAAUGCGUCAAGCACAAGGCCUCUACCGAUCUGGAGCGUCAAAGUUUCUUUGAAACUCUCAAGGCCCCUGCUCACGCCAACGACUUUCAUCUGCAACUCGCUGCCGUUGAAGACCUCACUGCCCAUGGCCGCGACUUAUCUGGGUUCGACUACCAAGUAAUCCCGCAACUUGAAGUAUGGCUUCGCGAAGCCUACCAAGCAGUCAAAGCGGCAAGGAAGCAAGCUAGCCGUGAUGCCAAGAAGAACGCUGGCAAGGCAAGGUUCUCUGCCGCUGGAGAAGAGAAAAACCUGCAUCAGCUCUUCAAAUUCAUCGGCGACAUCAUAAAGUUCAGCUCCAACGUGGCCAACGAAAAGUCCAUGACCGAUCUCAUGAAAGUCCUUGUUGCCGUUUGCCUCACCACGACCAUCGAAGAGGAUCUGAAAGCAUCCAUCAACGUCAUUGACACCAUUGUCACUUUCGGUGCCUUGCCCACUGCAAGCUUCAAGGAGUGCGUCCUGGUUCUGGGUUCCAUUUUCUGCCUCGUGCCGAGCCUGUCUAAGGUCGCUUGGCACACAAUAUCCAUUCUCCUGAAAUCGCACAACGGCCCAGCAGCAGUAAGGGUGCUUGUAGACCUAUUGCGGAAUCUUCCAGCGGAUGGAACCAGCAAAGGGAAAGACACUAGAGAUAUUCGUGGGGUGUUGGCUGUUCUGGAAAAGCUGUUGACGAAAAGCACGGAGAAGGGAUAUCCGCCCGUGCCUUUUGCACUUCUCCUCGAUGGAUUAGUCGCAGCUGUCCACAGCACCGACUCCGGCCGAGUUCACUGUGCUGUCCUCAAGCUGAUCAAUUCUCUUUUCCGGGAUGGCGCCGGCAACAUUCACCAUUUGAUCAUUGAGGAGGACUGGUCGACACUUUUAAACAUUGCUGCGGAAUGCUCCAAAAAGGCACCAUCGGGCAUUCUCGUCAAUAGCGAGAUGGUUGCCCUCGCAAAUGAGCCUGACCGUCCAGAUGGCGCAAUAGGAAUCGAGUUGCUGAAGCUCAUUGCGCGACUGGAGGAGUUGGCUGCGCAAAAGUCGGGUGAUUUUGUUCCGCGACAGAUCAUCAUAAGAUUCUUCAUCGAUAUCCACACUAGACUUCCAGACUCGGCAGCGCGCUGCGUUCUCACCUACUUCCAGGAGUUUAGGUGCUGCUCGCCUUCGGACCUACAAUGGGAAGAGAAUCUGGCUUUGGUCCUGAAAGAGUUCUACGCAAACCGGAGUCGCAGCUCCGAGACCCGCCUGCUAUCUCUCCAGGCCGUAACGGAGUCCUACGACAUGCUGGAUCUUAUUGGCGAGGGGCUCGGCGACGAUGACUGCGUUCCGAAUCUGAUCAAGGACCUUCUCAACAAUAUUGCCGACGAAACGAACCUCCUGGUGCUCGAGUCUGUAGUGGCCUUCAUGGUUUCUGUCGCCGUUUCCUCGGAUUUGGAGCUCUUCAACUACAUUACGGACACACUGAGAACAAUUGUUGUCAAUGAUCGUCUCUUAUCGCCCAUCGCCUCGUCUGCGUCUCGCCCAACGACUCCUGUCAGUGGCGAAACAGUGACUCCUCCCAAGAGUUACACGUCUUCCGGGGUUGUGACAAGAGGAUACGUCAAGUUAUUCAUGCGUUGUAUGAAUUUGGACGGGCCCAAGACCCUCAAACUCUUUGAUACACUGGUCAAUAUCGCGAAAACGAGCCACUGCAAAACUGAUGCUCGGCUAACCGCCAUGAAGCUUCUCUUCCGACUUCGAGCGGAUUGGGCAAAUCGAGUUUUCCUGAUAGGCGACACAGAAUCCGACGGCCUCGCGGCAGCAUUGCUCCACACAGCUUCAUCUCGGGCGAAGAAGCAUUCUGAAGAUGCAUCUCAACCUGCAAGACCCAGUAGGGCCGACAUGGGCGCUGUCACCCGAUCUACGAGAGGAAUAUCCUUCAGUAGCUCAGGAACUCAAGAGAGAGUAUUUCCGAUUCGGUCCGCCAGCGGGGCAAAAUCAUCCUAUCCGUACAAACAGCUUUGGGCGCUGCCUGACCCUGAGGCAUUGCCUGAGUCCCCAUCGGCGAUUGCAAGCCCUAUUUUGGUAUCAUUCGUCGAGGACAUAGAGCCAGAGGCCACCGAAGAAAGCGAGCCAUCGACCGUGGAGACGAAGCAAAUCGCAUUGAAUAUGGACUCUUGGCUUGACACGAUUGUACGCAUCAUUGAAAGUGGCAGUGAAUGGGAGAUCUACAGCAUGAUAUUGGUUCAUCUACCCUCGCAGUUGACCAACCACGCCAUUUUCCGCAGUGCGGUGCCGCAGAUUCAAGAGCUUCGGCGAGUAACAUGCGAGCAAAUCAGGACGAACAACUUUCAAGAGCCGCCAAACUCUACAAGCCUGCGACGCGCUGAUGUCGCUAUCUGUCUGUUUCAUACCUUGACAAUGAUUCUCAGCUACCACGAGUACUUCCAAAAGGACCAAGAGGAUGAGAUUGUGCAGGCAUUCGUCAAGGGUAUAUCGACCUGGGAGCGAUGCGCAAAGUAUUGCAUCCACGCGCUGUCAAUUUGUUGCCACGAGCUGCCUCUGUCCACCAGCAAGACAGAAGACGAGUACCGCAUUGUGUUUGGAAUUUGCGUUCGCUAUCUCCAGUACGUGCGCGACAAGAAGCAAACGCAACGAGGCAGCCUACACAGCGAAACAGCAACACCAACGGGGUCUACCUCGGACCUUUUGCAUCCGAAUGCUGCAGAUGAUCUGCCUCAGUACGUGUAUGCUUUGGCGUACCACGUCAUCACGUUCUGGUUCUUGGCAUUGAAGCUUCCAGAUCGUGCCAACCAUGUCGGCUGGAUUGCCAAGAACCUGCUCAGCGACGUUGACGGUGGGCAGAAUCCUGAAGAGCAAGCCCUCGUCACACUUGAUUUCAUGCAAAGGGUCGCCUACGCAGACGCCGACGAGUCCUCUGAGGACCUUCUCUUUACUAAGGAGCGGUUCGGGGAGAUUUUGAAGCGAAGGUGGUUAAUGGGCAACAGCAUUGUGACGAUUGAGCAAUCGACGACGACUGGGUGGUCACAAAUUACGAAGCGACAACCAUCGGGCACGUCCUCCUACAUUGUGCACGAGAACUUCCGACCACGCCCAGCCCACCAAGCCCAGUACAUCUCCGAUGUCUCGAGGGACGGCCAAGUGACCAACAACAAUAUCCUUCCCAGCCACUUGAUGGUGCAGUUGAUGACUUCAACGCCCCAAGCGCAGGAUACUGCCCGGCCUAUUCCUCUCCCUAACGACGAGCCGACCCAAAGAACGGUUCGUCUUUUUGACCGCAACUCAACCGUAGACGGACACAAGGUUGGAGUGGUGUACAUUGGUGAAGGCCAAACAGAAGAGACGGAGAUUUUGGCCAACGUCUCGGGUAGCAGCGACUAUGUGGCUUUUCUCAACGGUUUAGGCGCUCUGACGAGGCUGAAAGGGUCCAAGUUCAAUACCCAAGGGCUCGACAGAGAGUACGACACUGAUGGCGAAUACACUUUUUGCUGGCGUGACAAGGUAACCGAAAUGGUGUUCCAUGUCAUUACGCAAAUGCCCACCAACCUCGAGCGGGACCCUCAAGUCAUUAUGAAAAAGCGGCACAUUGGCAACGACUUUGUCAACAUCAUUUUUAACGACUCUGGCAUGCCCUUCAGAUUUGACACGUUCCCGAGUGAGUUCAACUACGUCAACAUCGUCAUCACUCCAGAGGCAAGGGCAUCAUUCCUCACCAUCAGAGAAAACCCACCAAGCGAAGGAAAACAUCCGCCAUUUUACAAAGUACAAGUGAUGAGCAAACCCGGCUUUCCCGAAAUCUCGCCGGCCUCUGAGACAAAGAUGGUCAGCCUGAAGGCUCUGCCAGGAUUCAUCCGGCUUCUGGCCCUCAACGCCUCCGUCUUUUGUCUGGUAUGGGCAAACCGCGAGGGUGGCGAGCAUGUCAGUUCUUGGCGCAACAGGCUUAGAGAGAUCAAGAAGUUACGAGACAAACACGGCCCCAAGAAUAACACUGCCGGCGUCCACCAAUCGUCGCAUCCUCAUUUGAGCCACUUGAAUAGUACCUCGACACCUUCGCCGCCGCCUUCGUCAUUGGGCGGCGCAGUCCUGGGUAACAAUCACCUCAUAGCACAAGGCGCAGAUGCGUCCAAGUCUGCGGCCAAUGUGCGCGACAGCUUCAGCAGUCUACGCCGGUCCUCGGUCGCAACCUUUUUCACGAGCACCAGCGAGCAGACCAGCCACCGGAGCUCUAUGCUCUCUACCACUACCAACGAUACGGAAGUUUCACCAGCAAACGGACUCGACGUCCUGGUUGAAUCCGUCGACUUUUCCAAGUGGGCAUAA